Papilio polytes (common Mormon) is the source of this 1020-nucleotide messenger RNA. RefSeq names its product farnesyl pyrophosphate synthase-like. The record is from RefSeq and is a predicted model, not a curated record. Bases 1 to 1020 code for a protein of 339 amino acids. Gene Ontology annotation, biological process: trans, trans-farnesyl diphosphate biosynthetic process. NCBI's taxonomy places the organism in Eukaryota, Metazoa, Arthropoda, Insecta, Lepidoptera, Papilionidae. Gene Ontology annotation, molecular function: (2E,6E)-farnesyl diphosphate synthase activity; dimethylallyltranstransferase activity. Gene Ontology annotation, cellular component: cytoplasm. The transcript is spliced from 6 exons.
AUGUCGUCUAAAUUCUUUACUAGAAAUAUAAGUAGAAAUAGUGCUUUUUGGACGAAAAAGCUAACUAUACAAUCGCCGAUGAUAGCUGAGCACGAAGCCCUGGCGCGGGAGCCAAUACAAGGCAACCUCACGAUGUUCGCAUUCGACGCACUGGCAGAUACAAGACAAUUAAACGAGAAGAAAUUGCAUCAAAUACAAGUUUUAGCUUGGGGAGUAGAGUUAUUACAAACGUAUUACAACAUCGGUGACGAUAUAGAAGACAACGCUAAGACCCGGUCGGGCAAACCGUGCUGGCACCAGUUGCCCGGCGUAGGGUUAAUGGCAAUCAACGACGCAGAUCUAAUACGAAGUUUUAUUUAUGAAAUGAUAAGGAACAAUAUAGAGGAGCCAAUUGCUUAUACAGUACAGAAUUAUUUUAAUGAGACAUAUUUUGCUUUGAAUAUCGGCCAACUAAUGGAUAUUUCCUUGACUAGAUCAAAGGAUUUUACACAAUUCACAAUGGAGCAAUAUGAUUUAUUGAAUUAUUUUAAAUCAGCUUUCUACACCGUGAAGUUACCAAUAUUACUUGCUCUUUCGCUCUGUAACUUACACAGUAAAGAAGCGUACACACACGUCGAUAAAGUAUGCUCGGAUUUAGGCAUACUUCUGCAAAUGCAGAACGAUGUUAUGGACUACGUUGACAGUAAUUCUGCCUCAAUAAAAACAAGUUCGGACAUACAGAACAGAAAGUGUUGUUGGCCCGCGGUGGCGUUACUAGAAAAUUGCAACGACAUACAACGUAAAGAAUUUGAAUUGUGCUACGGACAAUCCGAACCAGAUAAAGUGGAACGAGUAAGGAGACUAUACAAAGAAAUAGACAUUAUAAAAAUCUAUCGCCAACACGAACAGAGAAGAUAUGACGCGAUGAUGGAACAGAUCAAACAAUUGCCAGUCAACUCUAUACCUUCUAAAGACUUCUUUAUCAAAAUUCUAAAUGUCCUUCGCAAUUAUACUGAAGACAUAUCACCAACAAAAUCUUAA